Molecule: messenger RNA, 3540 nt
Organism: Saccoglossus kowalevskii
Lineage: Eukaryota; Metazoa; Hemichordata; Enteropneusta; Harrimaniidae
Source: RefSeq, a predicted model, not a curated record
AUGGUACAACUCAUGCGACUUGUCAGGCUGAAACGGCAACAAGUUGAGGUUAAGCAAGUGGGAGAUCUUGGUAAAACAGUUAAACAAGCGGGAGAACUAGGUAAAUCACCUAAGCAACUGGGAGAGCUUGGUAAAUCACCUAAACAACUAGGGGAACCAGGUAAACCAAUUAAAAAUGUUGGGGAUGCUAGUAAACCAGUUAAACAAUUAGGAGAUCAGAAAAAGACAGCUGCAGAAACAACAAAACUUACAGAAACAAAGGCAAGGCUGAAACAAGGCGUUACCAAAGCUAGCAAAAAAAAUUUGGGAAAAGAUGUAGAAAAAUCCAAACUUAAACCUGGGGUUGUAAAACUUGGUGAGUCUAGAAGAACAGAGCAUGUUCCAGGCAAGACAACACAUGUAGCUUCAAAGACCGAGGUGCAUUCUAAAGAUUUUAAGUCUGAAAAGCUAAAACCUGAUGCUGCUGAUAAACUAACUGGACAAAAAUCUGACAGGUCUGGAAAAGUUACCCCAAAAAGUGAUAAAAAGGUUAUCACAGGCGAAAAAAUUAAAACUGAUACCAAAUCUGGAGAGAAGGAGAAACAUAAAUUAGAUCCAAUCAAGUCGAGGGAAACUUUGGACAAAUCAAAAGGAAAGGAAAAAUUAGUGAAAUCCAAAACAGAUGCCAAAAUUAGUAAAGAAGAAAAGGUAAAACCACUGAAGUGUGAUACUGAUAAAAAGAUGAGUGAUGACUUGAAAGCGAGGCUGACUACUGAAGGGAAAUCUAGACAAGAAACAAGUUCAAAAGACAAAACAAAAGACACUGAUGUAAAAGACAAAAAAAAUGUAUUGAUUAAAGAUAAAGUGAAAAUGAAAGAUUCAUCUGUGAAACUGAAGACUGAUAGUAAAAAGGGAUUAAUUUCAAAGCAUUCUGAUCAUGUAGACUCCAGUAAAAAAGAUGGUGGUGUAAAUGAGAACAAAAAGGACAAAAAAGUGGAAGAGAGUGCUUUGAGUAAGGUUAAGUCCAGUAAAGAGCCAGCAAGAGAAGUGAAGAAAAAUAGAGAACUGAAAGGAGAAAUGAAGAGACCUCUGACAGUAACAGAAAGGGAUGAUAAUAAAUGUCCUGAUGAGUCCCGGAUGGAGAGUGUUCCAAAGCUUGAGACAACAAAACCAAAACCAAAACAAUCUGAAAUCGAAGAAGAUUCAAACUGUGGAAGUGUGUUAGAUAGUGAGGAGACAAAUAAGGUGUCAGUUGCCAUGGAUUCAACAGAGGUUAAACAAGAAAAAGAUGAGGAUUUGGAUGCUAUGUCUGACAUUGAUGAUAAGUUAUCUGAUGUGACGGUUAGUUCUGUACAUACCAGUGACUUGUCAUCUUUUGAUGAUGAACUUAGCUCAGUGUCCUCGUCAAGUAGCGAAGAAUUGGAAUCAGAAGAACAAGACACUGAUUUGUCAGCAAGUACUGGGAAGUCACCAAUAAGUAACACAAGUGGUGAGUCGGACAGCAGCAAGAAAAGAUCAUCUACUAAAGCUUUGACUUUGAAUCGUUUCUAUAGCGACAGUGAAGAUGAUGAGAGUAGAGAAGAGAGAAGGAAAAAAGCUGCUAAGGAGAAGGAAGACCGUUUGUUGCGAAGGCACCAGAUGAAAGAAGAAAUGACUGAGAGAUGGAAACAAUACGAAGAAGAGAAAAGGACAAAACGGGAAGAGCGUAAGAAAGCAAAACAACUUGCUAAAGAAAAUGAAGAAGCAAAGAGGAGAAAGAAACUCAAGAAAGAAGAAAAGGUUCAGGCAAAAAGAGAACAGAAAGUUCUUGAAAAGAAGAUGGCCCUACGAAGACAGCGAACACUGAAUAAGAAGUAUUUGUCAUCAGAAUUUACCUCUUUGUUUUCACAGAAAGUGAGAUCAGGUCAGUUUGGUGGAGAGGAGGAGGAGGAGGACGAUGAUGAAGAAGAUAUUGACGACGACGAUGAUGAAGAUGAGGAAAUAGAAGAAGGGGAGGAAGUGGACUUCAAGUCAAAGGAUGAUGGAAUGAAAGAAGUGGAAGACAACAAAACCGACAAGACUGAUGGGACAAAGGGAAAUGAUGAUUCUGAUAAAACAGGUUCUGACAUAAAGCCAGAGAAAGGUAAACCAGGAAGAAAAAAGAAGAUUAUUGAUGCAGAUGACAAGCUCCCAGAUUCAUUCUUUACAUCAUCAAUCCCAGAUGUGGGUCCUUCUUAUGAGCAGACUUUUAUUGCGAAAGCCCUUGAGUUAAGUGCAUACAGCAGUGGUCUUCGUAGAUCAGUAAGGAGAUCAUCCACUCUGUCAUCUGGAGUUUCAGGUAGCCCAUCCAGUGAAAGUCAGGAAGCUGUGGCAUUCCCACCAGAAAAAUGUGGCAGCACAUCAUCUUCUACUGAGAUGUCAGCUGUUAAAGAUGUUACUGAUGGCAGAUCAGUAGGGAUUCCAUUGGCAGGUCAUGUGCAAGAGGAUUUGAAAGAACGAGAAUCUCCAGUAACCCAGUUGAAAGAAGAGGACUUUGAAUCACCAGCUACACCAACCCAAGAUGAACCUUCCUUUUUUGAGGACCUGGAGGAAGCUAAGUCAACUACUUCAGGAGAGACUAUUCCUAUCUUCAGCCUUCCCCCUGUAGGGCCUGAUCUUCCAUCCAUAAAGGUCCAGCCACCUUCCACUGAUGUUGAUACUUCAACUGAUGUCAAAAAGGAACAGGAUUGUGAAGCUUUGGGAGUAAAUCUUCGUAGUCUUCGUAAAGCUGAACCUCCUGAUAAUACUGAAAAGAGUGUGUCCACGCGACGGAGAGAUGAACCAAGAACACGGCCUGCAAAAAGUGAGCGGAAGGAACAUUCUGCUACUUCUGAGAGAUCACAUGAUACACGUCAGCACUCUGAACAUUAUCUUUCAACAAGCAAAGUAGGCCAGAACCCUGAUGACAGAUCAUCUGCAAGACCUAGUUAUGGCAUUCGUCCAAGGCGCCAAUCGAGUCGAGAACACUACAAACCGAUGUCAGAUCAAUUUGAUUAUUAUAGUGGGAAGAAAGCACAUGCUAAAGAUGACUAUCCUAGAAGAAGACAGCCAUCACAUACAAGAAAUUCUCCUCCAAGAGAAAGCAGAUCAAGAAAAAGAAUGGCAUCACCUUCAUCACAAGAACACAGACCAUCUAAAUACAGAGGCUAUUCUUCCAGAAGAUAACAUUGUUGUCAUUGCAUGCUAAACAGACAAUAUAAAUACAGAGGCUGCUCUUCCAGAAGUUAAUUUUGUUGUCAUUGUAUGCUAAACAGAACAUGUAAAUACAGAAGAUAACUUUUUUGUCAUUGCCUGGGACACACAAAAUCUAAAGGCAUCUUCCAGAAGAUAACUUUCCUACUAAUAAAAACUGUGUCCUUUGUGUCUCUCACUGCUUCCUUAUCACAUGUGCUCAGAUGAAAACAUCCAGUUAAAAUGAUUUUUAGUUGCCUGUUCAGCUGAAAGUUCUGGGCUCUGUUUGUGCAUCUUAACUGAUUUUUCUAUAAUCAUGAAAAUAAUUUAAUAGUUGCUCUUGCAUUGUAUUUUUACUGAGCUUUUUUUGUG